This is a messenger RNA of Punctularia strigosozonata HHB-11173 SS5, 327 nucleotides long. RefSeq lists its product as uncharacterized. The coding region runs from base 1 to 327 and encodes 108 amino acids. The record is from RefSeq and is a predicted model, not a curated record. Lineage: Eukaryota; Fungi; Basidiomycota; Agaricomycetes; Corticiales; Punctulariaceae. The transcript has 2 exons.
AUGAACCCCAUCAUCGACCCUUACUCCGGGUCCUACACUAGCCCAAGCGUGAUGCAGAUGCCGACACCUCAGCAUUACCCUAAUCAGUCCUCCGAUCAUUCUGGUACAUCUGCGUCGAACCUGCCGGCCGAAUACUUUGCUCGUGGAGGAUUCUCAGAGGAGGGUCAUGUAGUUCACCGUCGAGCAAGCCGAGGCCGUUUCUCGUGGCUUCUCUUCUGGCGCCGCAAGAAAUCACAGCACAUAGCAGCAAUACCGAAGGGCCCUCCGAAAGUCAACGUCGCGGGGCCCAAACCGCCAAGGCCGCCGCCGAAAAGAUUCUUCUCGUGA